This is a messenger RNA of Pediculus humanus corporis (human body louse), 2475 nucleotides long. Its product is annotated as dynamin, putative. The coding region runs from base 1 to 2475 and encodes 824 amino acids. Gene Ontology annotation, cellular component: microtubule; synapse; plasma membrane. NCBI's taxonomy places the organism in Eukaryota, Metazoa, Arthropoda, Insecta, Psocodea, Pediculidae. Gene Ontology annotation, molecular function: microtubule binding; GTP binding; GTPase activity. Gene Ontology annotation, biological process: receptor-mediated endocytosis. The record is from RefSeq and is a predicted model, not a curated record. The transcript has 11 exons.
AUGGCGGGGAAUACGGGAAUGGAGCAGCUUAUUCCCAUAGUUAAUAAAUUACAAGAUGCUUUUACACAGUUGGGUGUACACAUGCAGCUGGAUCUUCCACAAAUAGCUGUGGUGGGUGGACAAAGCGCUGGAAAAAGUUCGGUUUUGGAGAACUUCGUUGGAAGAGAUUUUUUACCACGAGGCUCCGGUAUCGUCACACGUAGACCAUUAAUUCUUCAAUUAGUCAAUGCUUCAGUUGAAUAUGCAGAAUUUCUACAUUGCAAAGGAAAAAAAUUUGUUGAUUUUAAUGAAGUCAGGUUGGAAAUUGAAGCAGAAACAGACAGAGUUACAGGUUCAAAUAAGGGAAUUUCAAAUAUUCCAAUCAAUUUAAGGGUUUAUUCACCAAAUGUUCUCAAUUUGACUUUAAUCGAUUUACCGGGAUUAACAAAAGUCCCUGUGGGUGAUCAACCGGCAGAUAUCGAAAGUCAAAUCAAAGGAAUGAUUUUUCAAUUUAUAACAAAAGAAAACUGUCUUAUUUUGGCUGUCACUCCAGCCAAUACUGAUUUAGCCAACAGUGAUGCUCUUAAACUAGCUAAAGAAGUAGACCCUCAGGGGAUCCGUACGAUUGGUGUAAUUACAAAAUUGGAUCUCAUGGACGAAGGAACCGACGCCAGAGAUAUUUUGGAAAAUAAACUGCUACCACUAAGACGAGGUUAUAUCGGAGUGGUUAACAGAAGUCAAAAGGAUAUAGAUGGACGAAAAGACAUUAGUGCAGCUUUGGCAGCAGAGAGAAAAUUUUUUUUGAGUCAUCCACAAUAUCGUCACAUAGCCGAUCGUUUGGGAACUCCGUACCUUCAAAGGGUUCUUAAUCAACAACUCACAAACCACAUUAGAGAUACACUUCCUGGUUUGCGAGACAAAUUACAAAAACAGCUUUUAACACUAGAAAAAGAUGUAGAACAGUAUAAGUAUUUUAGGCCUGAUGAUCCGGCAAUCAAAACAAAGGCUAUGUUGCAAAUGAUUCAACAACUUCAAUCAGAUUUUGAAAGAACAAUUGAGGGCUCUGGCUCUGCACAGAUAAAUACUAUGGAAUUGUCGGGUGGUGCUAAAAUCAAUAGAUUAUUCCACGAAAGAUUCCCCUUUGAAAUUGUUAAAAUGGAAUUUGAUGAAAAAGAAUUAAGAAGAGAAAUAGCAUUUGCUAUUAGAAAUAUUCACGGUAUUCGAGUUGGAUUAUUUACUCCGGACAUGGCGUUUGAAGCAAUUGUAAAAAAGCAAAUUUCAAGAUUAAAAGAACCUAGUUUAAAAUGUGUUGAUCUAGUCGUUCAAGAAUUAUCCAAUGUUGUUAGAGUUUGUACUGAUAAGAUGAAUAGGUAUCCCAGGCUUCGGGAAGAAACUGACAGAAUAAUAACAACCCAUAUUAGAAAACGUGAACAGACAUGUAAGGACCAAAUCAUUUUAUUGAUAGACUGCGAAUUAGCUUACAUGAAUACGAAUCACGAAGAUUUUAUUGGAUUUGCAAAUGCCCAAAAUCAAACGGAAAAUUCGGUUAAAAGUGGAAGAAAAUUGGGUAACCAGGUUAUUCGAAAGGGUUUCAUGUGCAUUCACAAUUUGGGCAUUAUGAAAGGAGGUUCGAAAGAUUAUUGGUUUGUUUUAACAUCGGAAAAUAUAUCUUGGUACAAAGACGAAGAAGAAAAAGAAAAAAAAUACAUGUUGUCUUUAGAUGGUCUUAAGCUUCGAGAUGUUGAACAAGGCUUCAUGUCUCGAAGGCACACUUUUGCAUUAUUUAAUCCAGAAGGAAGAAAUGUAUAUAAAGAUUGUAAACAGUUGGAACUCAGUUGCGAAACUCAAGAGGAAGUAGAUUCGUGGAAAGCUUCAUUCCUUCGAGCAGGUGUUUAUCCUGAAAAAUCAACGGAGCCUACCAACGGAGAGGAGGGCAGCAAUGAAGGCUCAUCAUCGAUGGAUCCUCAAUUGGAAAGACAAGUUGAAACUAUUCGGAACUUAGUUGAUUCUUAUAUGAAAAUUGUUACCAAAACUACAAAAGAUCUUGUUCCAAAGACUAUAAUGAUGUUAAUCAUUAAUAAUGCCAAAGAUUUUAUCAAUGGAGAGCUCCUUGCUCAAUUAUACGCUUCUGGUGAUCAGGCUACAAUGAUGGAAGAAAGUCCAGAAGAGGCUUUAAAAAGAGAAGAAAUGCUUCGUAUGUAUCACGCUUGCAAGGAAGCACUUAAAAUCAUUGGGGAUGUCUCGAUGGCAACGGUUACAACGCCUGUUCCUCCUCCCGUUAAAAAUGAUUGGCUUGCUAGUGGAUUGGACAGCACAAGACGUGGAGUUCCUCCACAGGUUAAUAUCGGUGCUGCGCAAAAUCGACCUCCUCCUCAACCGCCUUCAACAGGAAGACCUGCACCGGCAAUCCCUAACCGUCCCGGACCCGGAGGACCGCCGAUGCCUCCUGGCAGACCGGCAGGAGCAGGAUUGCCGCCACCACUCAUUCCUUCGUAA